UCGUCUUGGGCAAUCUUCGGCUCUUCCUGUCGACUCGAACUUUCCCCUUGCUACAGUUCGCUUGGGCGAUUUCGAGGGCGACUCCUCCUUCCUCCGCCGCUCCGCCGGCCCCUCUCCUCUGGCGCCUCUCCGGCGACGGACUCGAGAGGGGAGCCCGGCCCCUCGGCGGGUGGAGCUGUAUAGCAGUAGAUCUAGGGUUAGGUCUUCGUGUUUCCCUUUCCCGGUGGCGAAUGCUCUUUCGCCGUCUAGGAUUUUGGCUCCCCUCCCCUUCAUCAGCGGCGGCGGCGGCGAUGACGGCGUCGGCUCUGGCGAUGGUCGAGGGUGGAGGUGUUCCCCUUCGGCGUCGAUGUCGGAUUGGGGAUUCUGCUCGCCGGGACUCAUUCAUGGCGGGGACGUUGAGCUCGUCGACUUCCCUGUUGCGGAGGAGGCCAGGUGCGAUGCUUUUGCUCUAAUAAUGGGGGGAGUCGGGAGUGGAUCUCAUCCCCUGCUUAGGGUUUGGCUUGAGGUGGGUCGCCGGGAUGUCUUUGGGCGGCGGCGGCGCCAUCUCUGUUCUCCGGGCGGGUGGCUUCGUCGCCGGCGCCGGCUUGUGCUUCAUCUCUGCGAAAAAGGGUGGGAGCUUCCAGUACUCCCCGUCUGCGGGACCUGGAUUUCGGCCGCUGGCCUCGCCGGCGGUGGCGGACUGUUGCUCUUGAGGUUCUCACCGGAGCGGAUGCCGAUGGUCUUUCAGCGGAUUGGUUACGGCUCAGUGGAUCUGGGUCGUCGGCUCUUGCGGCUCUACAUGUGUUGGUUCGCUUCGGUGGUGGCAACAAGAAGAAGCGGCGGUCGGCGGCGAGCUGCAGUUCGGUGGCGGCGACUGACAGUUCGAGGCGACCUGGCGGUGAACCGAGAACAAACUGGAAGCAACGGUUAUUUGCAAAGAAGCCCUUGUACUUUUUUUCUUUUCUCUUUUGUUUCCAGGUUUCUGUUGUAUUUGGGGAGGGGAUGUACUGUUAUCCAAAUCUAAUGAAAUCCUCAUCCUUUCGCAAAAAAAUCCCAACCCUAAGCAACGGCGCAGCAGCCAUCAAGCGACGGCCGACGAGACGACGAGCACGGCGCAGGCGCGCGGCUUCCCGGCCGCUCAGGCGCGUGGGCGCGGUCACUGGUCCGGUGUCCCUGUCGGGCAGGACUGCUGCCGGCGGCCGCGCGGCGCGGCGUCCCGGCCGCUUGGACGCGCGGCACGGUGCCCCGGCAGCUCGCCCGCUCGACAUCCAGGAAGCAAGCAAAGGUGGCGUGCGGCGCGGCGUCUCGGCAGCUCGCCCGCUCGGCGUCCAGGAAGCAAGCAAAGGCGCAGGCAGCAAGCAAGAUCACGGGAGCAGAAAAGAAUUAGCCGGCAGCAAGCAAAGCAAAAGGCAGCAAGCCAGCGAACGUCCGGUCACGGCAGUCGACACUUAAAGGCAAGUUGGCGCGCAAAGCCGCAGACAGAUCACUGGCGCCAAGUACGUCGGCCCAAUAAUUUUUUUGUAGGAAAAGGCCCAACCCCACAAAUUGGAUUGCUCGUAACAUAGAUCCAGUAACAGCCUGUUUCCAACUUUGAAGGCCCAUCUAGCCUCCUCAAGGCCGCCGUCCACUCCUCUCCCGAGUGCCGCCGCAUCUCUCCGUCCGCCUCAUCUCCGACGGCCGGCGUCGCAUAGAGCCAUCGGCAUGCCAUCUCCGCGGCUGCCGCUCGCCUCGCCAUGCCACGGCCGGUUUGUCCUCCUCCUCGUCCCGGCGCUGCUGCUGCUCUCCUCCGCCGCGCACAGCGCGGAGGAAUCGAAGAGGGUGCUUAGCGUCGGCAAGGAGCUAGUGGGCGAGACGAUGCCACUGCGCCACGGCCGGCGGGUCUACAGGGUCGACGGGCUGCGGCCGUCCGCGUGGUACGAAGUCAAGAUCUCCUACCCGGCCUCCAUACCGUCCAGCUUUUCGAUCCGGCUUGUGGACGAUCCUGACGAUGCGGACUGGAGCAGCAAGAACAGGAGGCUGCUCAACACGGAGAAGAUAAUUUUCAAGGCUGAGGAUAGCAACCCGGUUUAUGUUCUUGUUACUGUGGAGCCGGAGGGUGUGGUGGCAAAGCCAAAUGUGCAAGAGAGAGAACUCGCACUUUUUAACAUUGUUUGCGAUGAACUUAUGCUUGGGAUCCCUGUUUUUGCCUGGUGGGUUGGAAUCGCAGCACUACUCUGCAUCGUGCUGGCGUCGCUGGCACCACUUGUUCUCCCGCUGCACAAGAUCCUUAACUAUGAAGCCUCGGACCUGAGCAAAUGCGACGCCGCAAAGGUGUCAUGAUAGAUGAAAUAGGGUUGCAAGACACAAGUGCUCAAUUUUGCAGAGAGUAGGCAAUUGUAGUGAUCUUUGCCCUUUCUGAUGAUCCAUGCAUCUGACAGUGAUUGUUGUACCCUGGAGUUUAGUGCUCUACGCAUCCACUCCAAUCCUGUAGCUGACAUAUCAAUUGUUCGGUCUUCAGUUUAUGUUGAUAUUUUUGCUGUA
Messenger RNA from Panicum virgatum (switchgrass), 2499 nucleotides. RefSeq lists its product as uncharacterized. The coding region runs from base 1681 to 2298 and encodes 205 amino acids. The transcript is spliced from 6 exons. Lineage: Eukaryota; Viridiplantae; Streptophyta; Magnoliopsida; Poales; Poaceae. The record is from RefSeq and is a predicted model, not a curated record.